CAUAGAGUUACGAAAUGAAACUGCGCAUGCGCACUAAACCCACCCGCUUCUGACAUUGAAAACACAGCAGUAUUUCCGGAGUUUUUAAAUUGGAAAUUAAACAGAACCGUCAUGUCCAGUGGGAAGCGCAUCGCUGAUGUGGGAUACAGGCUGUUCUCGGGCUCCAUGAUGCUGUUAACGGUCUAUGGCGGAUACCUGUGUGUUAUGCGGGCUCAACGGUACAUGCAGAAGAGGAAACAACUCGAGCUGGCCGCACAGAAUGAGAGCACAACAUCAGAGUCAAUUAAAGACUAACACACCCAUGCCUUAUUUCAAAAGUGAUGGGCUGUAAAUAAUCAAGCGAACGUGUGGGACAUUUUAUGUGGCCGAGCAGAUAAUGCGAAUGUGUGUCAACAGAAAACCCACAUGUGUUCAUGACCCACAGGGUGGGUCUGGGAGUUUAUUUCCCUUAUUGUGCAGUUCAGUGGGUGUAAAUUAAGUCUUUACCAAGGAAACAGUGAAAUGUGUAAACUAUUAAAUGUUCUGAUUAUGA
Myxocyprinus asiaticus (Chinese sucker) is the source of this 532-nucleotide messenger RNA. Its product is annotated as cytochrome c oxidase assembly protein COX14 homolog. The transcript has 2 exons. The record is from RefSeq and is a predicted model, not a curated record. The coding region runs from base 112 to 294 and encodes 60 amino acids. NCBI's taxonomy places the organism in Eukaryota, Metazoa, Chordata, Actinopteri, Cypriniformes, Catostomidae.